Hevea brasiliensis (rubber tree) is the source of this 1035-nucleotide messenger RNA. RefSeq lists its product as uncharacterized. The transcript has 2 exons. The coding region runs from base 281 to 817 and encodes 178 amino acids. Lineage: Eukaryota; Viridiplantae; Streptophyta; Magnoliopsida; Malpighiales; Euphorbiaceae. The record is from RefSeq and is a predicted model, not a curated record.
UCAUAUCUCUCUCCUCUAGAUUCUUUUCUCUUCUCAUCUAAUUCUGUUUCUCUUCUCAUCCACUUUUUUCCUUCUUUUUCUCUCGCAACUCUGUUCCAACUCUAGGGAUUGACUCAGAUAUGUUAUCUUACAAAUUGGUACCAGAGCUUGGUUCUGAGAUGGGAUUGCUUCCAAACUUUCUUACUGAAGUCACAAUUACGAGCAAAUGAAUGGGAGUCUCCUCAUUCCAGUUCUUCACGUGUAAGUUUUGCUUCCAAUCCAUUCCACCGAUAUCACAAGAAUGACUAGAUCUGGGAUAGUUACUCAAGACUCGAUGAUCUGUAAGUUGGAGGUAAUAGUUAGGGUUUUGCAGAUAGAACCCAAGAAGGAUAGGGAUGAUUUGAGGGAGGAAAUGAAGCAGCAUGCCUUGCAGAGUGCAAUAGAGAUUAGACAGAAGAUCAGGGAGAAGUUACAAGCCAUUUUUGGGGAUUCUUUGCCUGAUAAAACUAAAGGAAGUGAUCCUGGAGUAAAUGAAGAAGUGGGAACCUCUAUUGCUGUCCUCGGGAGUAAGGGUAUUCUCCCUAAUACAAAAGUCAACCAGCAGCAGGGAGGGAUUGUUAGCAAUGGAUCAGCAGCUGAGAAUGAAGAUAAACAUAUAAUUGAUGAAGAUCAACUUCUUGGAAAUUAUGACAAAUCAAAUGAAGACCAAAAUGCUUCUAGUGAAGUUUUCAAUAAGAAUGACAAGGGCAUUGAGCGUGAGCGGGAUUUUCUCGCUGAUACAUUUGGUAUUAAUGAAGAUUCUAAGGAGGAAAAUAAUGGAGAAGAGGAUAAUCGAUAACCAGAGUUUGCAAUGGAGAAAAUAAGAGGUGAAUCUGUAGUGGAUUUUGAAGAAAAAAAAUUCAGAAUCUCUUGAACAUGUCUUUGUUGUGAAGACAGACCAUAAAUUCCUUUUUAGUUUUAGCAAGAUUUUUUCAGGAGAAAAUGUAGCUGAAUGUUAUGAUGAAGAUAUAUGUGGAAAGUUGUAUUGCAAUUUUGGAGAUAGUAAAAUUGAGCUGA